GUACAAACGCACUUGGAAAAUCAGUCUAGAUACCACAUACAGCAGAGCCAGAGGCACCAGGUGAAGCAGUACCUGACCCUUGAUACCAAGCUGUCCAGCCAGACACUCUCCCUGUCCCACUCUCACACAGUCCAGCCUGUGGGAGUGACCUCCAUUCUACGAAACGGACACAUGCCUCCAGUGAGCAACGCUGGCACUCCGGAAAGCCCUGUCACCAAGCUGCUGGCCCUUGGAGGCGAACACGAAAAUGCGAUGGAAGAAGUUAUUGAAGACAUAAUCAAUAUGGAAUCAAAUUUUAAUGAUGAAGGGAUAGGUUGUUCUGAAACUCCUUUACUAAUGCAAAGAACUCUAUCUAGCAGCAUUUUGGAUAUAUAUAACAGUGACCAGGGAAUGACACCAGCAAAUAUGGGUCUCACAAAUGCUUCUUGCCCAGCUAAUCUACCAGUAAAAAGGGAGCUCACAGCAGAUACAAGAGCAAUGGCAAAGGAGAGACAAAAAAAGGAUAACCACAAUCUCAUUGAGAGAAGAAGAAGGUAUAAUAUUAAUUACCGAAUCAAGGAGCUUGGCACACUCAUCCCCAAGUCUAAUGAUCCUGAUAUGCGCUGGAACAAAGGAACUAUUUUAAAAGCAUCAGUAGAGUACAUCAAGUGGCUACAAAAAGAACAACAGAGAGCCAGAGAAUUAGAACAUAGGCAGAAGAAAUUAGAGCAUGCUAACAGAAGACUUCUACUCCGAAUUCAGGAAUUGGAGAUCCAGGCACGUGCACACGGCCUUCCAGUCAUUUCUUCGCUCAGUGCUGUUGAUUUAGCUGCACAGAUCAUCAAGCAACAGUCUUAUCCAGAGGAUAACUCUGUAGAUUACUCUCAACAAAUGCCUCUGGUACAUGGACAAAAUUCUGAUGUCUGCAAUGGAUCUACAGCCUUUUCUGAUCCACUUUCACACUUCACAGAUUUGUCUUUCAGCGCAGCUUUAAAAGAAGAACAACGACUAGAGGAAAUUUUGUUGGAUGACACAGUGUCACCAUUUGGAACAGACCCACUCUUGUCCUCCACAUCUCCAGCUGCAUCAAAAGAGAGCAGCAGGAGAAGCAGCUUUAGCACAGAUGAUGGAGAUGAUUUAUAAAAGCAAAAAGUGUCUCAUACCUCUCUAAACCACAGUGUUAAAAGACUAAGUUGAACAAAAGCGUUGUGUUUGCUCUUAUUUUAAAUACCUAUAAGAAGAGAUACUGCAAAAAUCAAUAACUACAUGCAAGUGUUUCAAUCAGCCCUUGCUUCACAAGAAAAUAAGAUGGACAUGAACUCACAUCACUCUACCCUAAAUUCACCCUCUGUUCACAGCCUACAUUUGCAUAAAUCUCUCUUCACUGGGAA
Hirundo rustica (Barn swallow) is the source of this 1370-nucleotide messenger RNA. RefSeq names its product transcription factor EC (gene TFEC). Gene Ontology annotation, molecular function: RNA polymerase II cis-regulatory region sequence-specific DNA binding; protein dimerization activity; DNA-binding transcription factor activity, RNA polymerase II-specific. The coding region runs from base 172 to 1122 and encodes 316 amino acids. Gene Ontology annotation, biological process: regulation of transcription by RNA polymerase II. Gene Ontology annotation, cellular component: nucleus. The record is from RefSeq and is a predicted model, not a curated record. NCBI's taxonomy places the organism in Eukaryota, Metazoa, Chordata, Aves, Passeriformes, Hirundinidae. The transcript has 7 exons.